Molecule: messenger RNA, 1286 nt
Organism: Dendrobium catenatum
Lineage: Eukaryota; Viridiplantae; Streptophyta; Magnoliopsida; Asparagales; Orchidaceae
Product: F-box protein At1g67340
Exons: 2
Coding region: 76-1137 (353 amino acids)
Molecular function (GO): protein binding
Source: RefSeq, a predicted model, not a curated record
UCGGAUCAACUAUUUAAGAGGGGAGGGUCAUCUCACUGGACCGUAGGAGGCAUCGCUAAUUUAGAAGAUCGAUCUAUGCACACACGAAGCGGACUCAAGCUCUCGAAGUCGCCGCUGGCGAGACAUGAUGGCCAAACCGCCGGAGCUAGCCGGAAGCGUGUUUGUGCUUCAGUGAAAGCAGUCGAUUUCUUUGACGGUCUUCCGGACGAUCUCGUUCUCCUCAUCUUGUCCAAACUUUCGUCCACUGCCUCUUCUCCCUCCGAUCUCAUCAACCUUCUCCUCACAUGCAGGAGAUUCAAUGGAUUAGGAACGCAUCCGAUGGUUUUGUCUAUAAUUUCAGCAAAAGGGCUUUCUGUGAGAGCCACCACUUGGUCUGAAUCGGCACACCAAUUUUUAAAGAGAUGCGCCGACGCCGGGAGCCUGGAAGCCUGUUACACGCUUGGGAUGAUCCGCUUCUACUGCUUAGAAAACCGGGGAAGUGGUGCGGCGAUGAUGGCAAAAGCGGCCUUGGGUUCCCACUCCGCAGCGCUUUACUCGCUCGCCGUCAUCCAGUUUAACGGCAGCGGCGGAUCUAAAAACGAGAAAGAUCUCCGUGCCGGCGUCGCGCUUUGCGCACGGGCGGCGUAUUUUGGCCAUAUCGACGCGCUAAGAGAGCUCGGCCACUGUCUUCAAGACGGCUACGGCGUUAAACAAAACAUUGGCGAAGGGCGUAGAUUUCUGCUUCUGGCCAACGCACGGGAACUUACUUCGGUUUUUUCGAAUCAAAAGGCGGGGUCUUUGGCCGUUGCGGCGAGUUCUUUGCUUAGUGAUUUUGGGUGUACCGUGCCGGCGGUGCAAGAACAUGAUGUGAAUAGGUUUAUGGUGGAGUGGUUUGAGGGGAAAGGAGAGGGAAGGGAUAGGGAAGGAUUGAGGAUGUGUUCGCAUGGUGCGUGCGGGAGGCCGGAGACGAGGAGGCAUGAGUUUCGGCGAUGUUCUGUUUGCGGUGUUGUGAAUUAUUGUUCGAGAGCGUGUCAAGCGAUGCACUGGAAAGUUGCGCAUAAGUUGGAUUGUGCGCCGAUGGAGAGAUGGCUAGAUGGUGGUGAGGGGAUUCCGGCGGCGGGGGAAGGUGGUGGGGAUGUGAAUUUUGAGGGUCAGUGAAAGAGUUGGUGGAGUUUUCCGGCUCUGUUUUUUUUUUUUUUUAAUUUAGAUCAUUUUUAUUUCAUUUUGAUGUUUUUGGAGAGAUUUAGUUUAAUCAUCUGAUGUACAGUCUCUAGAUCGUAUCUUUAAAAUAUUUUAGGCUUCGAGCA